UUAAAUAUCCAUCAUAAAUUUAUGGUUUUGUUUUAAACAAUUCAUUCGGUUUGACCAUUGUUUGGUAGUAUUGUUAAUUGUUUUUUUUUCUAUAGAAAAUGUUUUCAUUGAAAUUCUAUUCAUCCUCAUCAUCAUUGUCAUACACAUCUACAUUGUUGAUAAUUAUAACAAUAAUUUUUUGGAGAAUUCGUCUAUCAUCAGCAAUAUUGUUUGGUGGCGUGAAAAUGGUACCAAAAUUUCUACCAAGAGUUGUGGCCGGAUUCUAUAGUCUACAUCCGGCAUAUGAAAGUGAUAUACCGGCACCGAUUGCAUCGAUAUCAUCACCAUCAUCAUUAUCAUCAAUUCGGCAGCCACAAUUUUCAGCAUCAACAUAUAGUCAUCAUAAGAAUAAUUAUCAAUACAUUGGUCAACAACAACAACAAAAGAUAAAACAUCGUCAUAAAGUCAAAUAUAGAAAACCAAAUUAUCAUAAACAAAAUCAAUAUCGACCAUCGAAUUAUCAUAUGAUACGACUUAAUCCUCAUAUUGUUGAUAAUUACAUGUUGAUUGCAAAACAAUUGGCCAUACAUUAUGGAACGAAAUAUCAAUAUCCGGUUGAUAUACUCUAUGAUCAAAUUAUACGAAUCAUGUUCGAUUAAAAAAAUUAUGU
Dermatophagoides pteronyssinus (European house dust mite) is the source of this 649-nucleotide messenger RNA. RefSeq lists its product as uncharacterized. NCBI's taxonomy places the organism in Eukaryota, Metazoa, Arthropoda, Arachnida, Sarcoptiformes, Pyroglyphidae. The record is from RefSeq and is a predicted model, not a curated record.